Paramecium sonneborni is the source of this 1577-nucleotide messenger RNA. NCBI's taxonomy places the organism in Eukaryota, Ciliophora, Oligohymenophorea, Peniculida, Parameciidae. The record is from the annotation of a GenBank genome assembly.
UAUGCAUAAUUACAACGUCGAUCAUAAAUACAAGUUCUAGACACGUAUCGGUAAUUGGUUUGAAGAAUGGGAGCUAGAUGAAACCAAGUGAGAAUUUGUUCAUGAAUUUAUUAGGAAAAAAGAUUAUUUGAAAAAUAGAUAAAAUGGGUAACUGGCAAGCAUUGUCAAAGAUUAAAAAACACAUUUUAGUCUUAGAUUAGCUUCACUUACUUUUCCUUAAGACCAAUUUAUUCAUUUUGGAUUCCAUAUUAUGCUUUAAAAUCUCAAAACAUAAGGCUUUCUAUCCAUCGACAUCUAAGAAAAAUUAAAAAUUCCCGAAGAAGCAUACAAUGUUACUACUGCAACAACAACUCAACCUACUGUAAGAUCUGUAUUUGUAGUUGUACCAUAUACCAAAGAACCCAAUUUCUUUGGGGAUGAUCUCUUACAUUAUGGACAACAUUUCAGAAUUCUUGCAAACCCAAGAAUCUCAAACAAUAAAAACUUCUAUCUCCAUUCACUCCCAUAGACUCCAACUAGAUGUGCCAAAAUAUCUAGAAAAUAAGAGGUCUGCGCGAUAGAAAAUGAUGUGUUUAAUACAGUUUGGAAAUUAGAACAUUCAGAUCCUAAAAUUAGAUUUGAAAUGGAAGGAUAACCAAUUAGAAUAAAUGAUAUUGUGUUAGUUAAACAUUCAUUUACUUAACAUUGGUUAGCAAGUGAUGAUAUAAUCUAUUAAAAUGACUUUGGUAGAGAAAGAGAAGUCUUCGUUCAUUCUUAUUAAUGCUUGAAUAAAACAUAAAACUUAAUAGCAGAAAAAGAGGGUCGUACAACUAUUGACAUUCCAUUAAGAAAUUAAGAGUAUCAAUAAUCACUAUUUCUAAAGACCUUAAAAUUUAUGGAAAUUUGUCGUUGCAAAUAAAUCGAGUGAGUAAUUUGAUGAAUCUGUAAUGGAUGAUAAUAGAAAUGUUAAAAAUUUAAUGAUACGAGUUAAAUAAUAAAUUACUAGUAAAGGUGCUUAUGGAUUAAGAGGGUUGGCAAAAAUCUUUUUUGAAAUGGAUAUCAAUAAUAGUAAUUAUUUCCAAAUAUUAUUAGAUGGAAUAGUAGAAUAUGAAGAUUUUAAAUGGGGUUUAAGAAACUUUGGACUCAAUCUUUCUGAAGAUGAAACCAAAAUGAUUUUCUCAACAUUUGAUAAGAACAACAAUUCAAAAAUUGAAUUCAACGAAUUUUUAGAUGCUUUUAGAGUAAUUACUUAAUUUCAACUAUUAGUAAUAAAUGAGUGAUAAGAGACUUUAUUUUGUUCAACGAGCAUAUGCAUCAAUUGAAUAACGUGCUGGUAAAGUUACUUUGGAUGCAAUGGGUAGAACUAUUAAUGUUAAGGAACAUCCUGAUGUACUAAAGGGAUAUAAAACAGAAAGAUAAGUAUUUUAAGAGUUUUUAUCUAAUUGGAAUAAGGCAUAACCAGACAAAGUAAUCUCAUUUUAGGAAUUCGGAGAAUUCUAUUAAGUAAUUUUCAUAAUAAUUUCAUUUAGGAUGUAUCAUCAUCAAUUUUGUAAGAUGAGACAUUUGAAGCAAUUUUAAAGAAAUCAUGGAAUUUAUGA